Messenger RNA from Gordionus sp. m RMFG-2023, 1893 nucleotides. RefSeq names its product ATP-dependent DNA helicase PIF7-like. The record is from RefSeq and is a predicted model, not a curated record. Gene Ontology annotation, molecular function: DNA helicase activity. Bases 1 to 1893 code for a protein of 630 amino acids. Lineage: Eukaryota; Metazoa; Nematomorpha; Gordioida; Chordodea; Parachordodidae. Gene Ontology annotation, biological process: telomere maintenance; DNA repair. The transcript has 6 exons.
AUGGCCUUAUCAGAUAUAGAAAAAGUAUUGCACGACCAUGGUUUUCGUUGUAGUAAUUUCAAUUUGCCUGUUCCUACUUUAAUAGCUCAGGAUGAUUUUUAUAAUAAUGAUCUUGAGGCAGCUGAGGCAUUGAAACUAAUUACUAAAUUAAAUUUUUUACAAAAAUCAGCCUUUGAUUUAAUCGUUCAAUCUAUCGAAAAUAAUGAUUUUCCUCAGCGUUGUUUUUAUAUUGAUGGUCCAGGUGGAUCGGGAAAAACUUUUUUGUAUAAUACCCUAAUGUGCUACAUUAGAGGACGCAACCAAAUAGUUUUACCGUUUGCAACAACAGGCAUUGCCGCUAUUCUUUUAAAAGGGGGUAGAACAAUACAUAGUGGAUUUAAAUUACCUAUUCCGAUUGUUGAUAACUCUGUAUCUCGCAUGAGUCUUCAUUCCCCUGAUGCUACUGUUAUUAAAAGGUCCAUAUUAAUUAUUAUCGACGAAGCCACAAUGAUGACUAAAUACGCUUUACGCUCUAUCGAUAGAUUACUUAAAGAUAUAAUGCAAAUACAGUUCCCAUUCGGUGGUAAAGUUAUAUUAUUGGGCGGCGAUUUUAGGCAAACUUUACCUGUCAUUCCAAACAGUUCAAAAGCAUAUAUUAUUGAAUCAUGUCUUAAGUCUUCUGAUUUAUGGGUUUAUUUUAAAGUUAUCCACCUGAAUGAAAAUAUGCGGUUAUCUUCUGAAGAUGUUGAGUAUAAUUCCUGGCUUUUGAAUGUUGGAGAAUCUUUAUCAAAUGUUUCCAAUCCUUUACUCCCUCCAGAUUCGAUUGAAAUCCCAAAUUCAUUAUUAGAAAAUUUAUUAAUCAAAUCAAUAUAUGGAGACUCCAUACAAAUAUCUGAUAUUAAUCUAUUUUCAAAAAAAAUUAUAUUAACCACUAAAAAUAACAUAGCCCUAAAUUUAAAUAACGAAAUUAUUCAAAAACUACCAGGAAAUUCUAAGAUAUAUUUUAGCGCUGAUUCUAUACAAACAGAUAAUCCUGAGGAUUUACUUAAUUUCCCCAUUGAAUUUCUUCAUUCUCAAACCCCAUCAGGAAUGUCUCCUCAUAUUUUAAAUCUUAAAGUUGGGACAAUAAUAAUGCUUCUUCGUAACAUGAAUCCCAGCAGAGGCUUAUGCAAUGGUACACGACUUCUUAUCAAAAAUUUACAUGAUAAUUUCAUAGAUUCUAAAAUAUUAUCAGGAACGCAUAAUGGCCAUCGCGUUUUUAUUCCUCGAAUUGAUCUUUCCCCGAGUGAUUCCCGGUUGCCUUUCAUAUUAAAAAGACGCCAAUUUCCUAUAAUUCCUGCUUUUGUUAUCAUUAUAAACAAAAGUCAAGGUCAAACAUUCGACAAUGUCGGUGUUUUCCCAUGCAAACUACAAUCAACAGCAAGCGCUACAACCAUGGAAAUUAAAAAAAAGAAUCGUAUUGAGCAAAAUCAUCAAAGAUCCGAUACCAUUAUCACAAACUACAAUCAACAAAAUUUUAGGGCAAGCGCUACAAUCAUGGAAAUUAAAAAAAAGAAUCGUAUUGAGAAAAAUCAUCAAAGAUCCGAUACGAUUAUCACAAACUACAAUCAACAAAAUUUUAGGGCAAGCGCUACAAUCAUGGAAAUUAAAAAAAAGAAUCGUAUUGAGAAAAAUCAUCAAAGAUCCGAUACGAUUAUCACAAACUACAAUCAACAAAAUUUUAAGGCAAGCGCUACAACCAUGGAAAUUAAAAAAAAGAAUCGUAUUGAGCAAAAUCAUCAAAGAUCCGAUACCAUUAUCACAAACUACAAUCAACAAAAUUUUAGGGCAAGCACUACAACCAUGGAAAUUAAAAAAAAACGACCCACAUCGAGCAAAACCAUCGAUAUUCCAGACGAAUGCUUAAAAAUCUAA